CUCCUGCCUCCGGCCACAGGUUGGUUCCUGCAUUUCAUGCCGUCUGCGAACUGCAGGUGCCCUGGCCACACCCGCGCCUCACUUUGUCAUCAGAUGAACACCACGCAUCUCUCAAGGUUCCUUAUGUAAUUAAUCAAGUGCCUCAUGCAUCGCGAAUGGGAUUUCCCUCUUCAUUCGACAAACUUCAACUUCAGCCUCUUUGUCUUCAUCAAACUGGGCUGCCAUCACCCCGUCGUUCUCAUGCCCCCACGCCUUGGCCCCCAAGUGUCAUUUCGCACGCGCCAGCGCAAAGUGUUUGCGUCUCCAUUGACCACUCAUCUUGAGACACCGACAUCUUCGAGAGUUCCAUCCACAAAUCCUACCCAACGACUGACCAUCGUGUCACGCUCGGGCCUCUUGAAUACACAAAGCACACAAGUUGCGAUUGAUUGCACUCCAGAGGCGCACGGAGUACAAUCUGUUUGUGCCGUGUCGAGACUCAAUCAUCUCUUUUGCUAUGAGGAAAGAGUAUAUUCCCAGUCUUGUUCUUCAGCAUUACUGAUGCCCGAAAUAUAGUAAUCGAUACUAGACUUCAUAUCAACGUCCUGACAAGAUCCAGAUGCGUUCAAAGUGCAGGUAUCCCGGUGACAUACGAUACUGUCACGCUAUUGAUGAGACGGACAAUAGCCACGGCGUCUGCCGCCGAUAGCCCCGGAUGUGGCUGAAAAGCUGGAGCGUUCAGACCUCCCGCCCGGAGCGCCGAAAUGAGACAUAUGCCGGACCCACUCUACCAUCACCGAUCGGGACCAAGACCAGACACUCUACU
This is a messenger RNA of Colletotrichum godetiae, 805 nucleotides long. RefSeq lists its product as uncharacterized. Bases 145 to 555 code for a protein of 136 amino acids. The transcript has 2 exons. The record is from RefSeq and is a predicted model, not a curated record. Lineage: Eukaryota; Fungi; Ascomycota; Sordariomycetes; Glomerellales; Glomerellaceae.